AUGGCAUCUUCCGACGGCACAAUGGAGAACCGGAAUGGACGAGAGACGGCGUCUGUGAACGGGGAGCCGGUGGUGAAGCGGCCCCGGGAGAGUGCCUCUCACUCGGCUCUUCGCACACUCAAAGAGCCGCACAACAAAGUGACCGUGGUGCUCGGAGCCCAGUGGGGAGACGAGGGCAAGGGGAAAGUAGUGGACCUGCUCGCUAUGGACGCGGAUAUUGUGUGCAGGUGUCAGGGAGGCAACAAUGCGGGUCAUACAGUUGUUGUGGACUCUGUGGAGUAUGACUUCCACCUGCUGCCCAGUGGAGUGCUCAAUAAAAAGGCAGUCUCUUUUAUUGGCAAUGGGGUAGUUAUUCACCUGCCAGGUCUGUUUGAGGAGGCAGAGAAGAACCUGCAAAAGGGCAAAGGAUUACAGGGAUGGGAAGAGAGGCUGAAAAUCUCUGAUCGUGCGCACAUUGUGUUCAACUUUCAUCAAGCUGUUGAUGGUAUCCAGGAGCAGCAACGGCAGCAACAAGAAGGGAAAAAUCUUGGAACCACUAAGAAGGGCAUCGGUCCUGCCUACUCCUCCAAAGCGGCUCGCAAUGGGCUCAGAGUUUGUGACCUUGUAUCAGACUUUAAGACUUUUGAGGAAAAGUUUCGGAUGCUGGCAGAACAUUUCCUGACGAUGUAUCCAAACCUCAAUGUUGACAUUGAGGCUGAACUUCAGCAGCUGAAGAAAUAUGCUGAGAGACUGCGCCCCCUUGUGACUGAUGGUGUGUAUUUCAUGCACGAAGCUCUCACUGGGCCCAGCAAGAAGAUUCUAGUGGAAGGAGCUAAUGCAGCUUUGUUGGAUAUUGACUUUGGCACGUAUCCCUUUGUGACGUCGUCAAACUGCACUGUUGGAGGGGUCUGCACUGGGCUGGGUGUUCCCCCUUCACAUGUGGGUCGGGUGUAUGGUGUUGUCAAAGCUUAUACCACCCGAGUGGGAGUGGGGGCUUUUCCAACUGAGCUUACUAAUGACAUCGGAGACCUCUUACAGUCUAGAGGCAGGGAGAUCGGUGUGACAACUGGCAGAAGGCGGCGCUGUGGAUGGCUGGACCUUAUAUUAGUCAGAUAUGCCCACAUGGUCAAUGGAUUUUCCGCAAUUGCACUGACCAAGUUGGACAUUUUGGACACAUUACCCGAGAUCAAAGUGGGUGUGGCCUACAAUGUUGAUGGAAAGCCUCUUCCCAGUUUUCCCGCCAACAUGGAUGUGUUGAACAAAGUAGAAGUGGAGUUCAAAAGCUUGCCCGGCUGGUGCUGCAACACAGAGGCAGCACGGAGCUUUGACGACCUGCCAACACAGGCACAAGAUUACAUUCAUUUCAUUGAGGACUUCCUGCAAGUGCCAGUCAAAUGGGUUGGAGUUGGAAAGUCCAGGGAAAGCAUCAUAAAACUCUUCUGA
This is a messenger RNA of Knipowitschia caucasica, 1422 nucleotides long. NCBI's taxonomy places the organism in Eukaryota, Metazoa, Chordata, Actinopteri, Gobiiformes, Gobiidae. The record is from the annotation of a GenBank genome assembly.